This is a messenger RNA of Clarias gariepinus (North African catfish), 1910 nucleotides long. RefSeq names its product salvador family WW domain containing protein 1 (gene sav1). Gene Ontology annotation, molecular function: protein binding; molecular adaptor activity. The record is from RefSeq and is a predicted model, not a curated record. The transcript has 5 exons. Gene Ontology annotation, biological process: apoptotic process; regulation of cell population proliferation; hippo signaling. Bases 402 to 1625 code for a protein of 407 amino acids. Lineage: Eukaryota; Metazoa; Chordata; Actinopteri; Siluriformes; Clariidae.
UGUAUGGGCUGGGUACGGAGCCUAUAGUAUAACUUUGACCACUCAACUUAUUUCACAACUUAGAGUGUUUUAUUCGGGUGAAAAUUCGAUACACUUGUCGCGUCGAGAAACUGAAGUCAGUUCUUUAUUAGUUGUGAAAACGUAAGUCGUUGUAUCUUAAAAAUACUAAAACGGUAAAGUUAGCUAGCAGCCUCGACGUCUGUUUUGUUGUUGUUUGAGCUAACGUUAGCUAGCAGAGGCUGCCGUGGAGUCGAGUGCGGAGUUGAUAGUCAGAUAACUGCGGCUUACUGCGCUUUAGGAGGAGUUUUACAAACGAAAUGAACGCCGUUGGGAAAAUACUUUCCGGAAAGCUACCAACUAAUUGUUUUUGCCACAUUAAUGUCUACAACAUUCACUGAGCUAUGAUGCUCCCGAGGAAGAAAAGCAAGAACGAAGCGUCGAAACCAGCCGAGGUCCAGGGGAAGUAUGUGAAGAAGGAGACUUCUCCUCUGCUCAGGAAUCUUAUGCCCUCCUUUAUCCGUCAUGGGCCAACAAUCCCACGGCGAGCAGAGGUGCCGUUGUCAGAAGCCCCAGCCGUACCCGGUGCCAGCGUGUACCCACUGAGUCCUUCUGCAGGGACAGACGCAGGUGGACGGAAGAGCUUCUUGCGUAAUGCAACACCUCGACCCCAGCACGAGGUUUCUCGUCGGGACAGCCAUCGUUUGUCUGCGCCAACAUACCUUCCACGUUCGCUCCCUGAUCUUCCUCACGACUACGCCUCUUCCACCCCUUCAUUCAUCAGCGAUGGUGGACCUAUUGCUGAGAACGGAGAUGUGGCCCGUUACUAUUAUCCCCCUGAGGCGUACUACGAUAACCAGCCCAGGCGCACACGCCGACCCGAUCACUUCCAUGACGACUACAGAUAUUACGAGCACAGCGAACUCAAUUAUCCACGAGGUCCUACGCAGCCUCAGACAUCCCAGCCUCACAGUCGCCCCCCUGCAGCUAUUGGACGCAUGCAGGCGAAGUCUCUAGGCAAUCUAGCGAGUUUGAGUGGAGAGGAGACUGCCCUCCCACCUGGCUGGACAGUUGAUUGGACGAUUCGAGGCAGGAAGUACUACAUCGACCACAACACAAACACCACUCAUUGGAGUCACCCACUGGAAAGGGAGGGGCUUCCACCUGGCUGGGAGAGGGUGGAGUCUGCAGAGUUUGGAGUUUAUUAUGUUGACCACAUCAACAAACGGGCCCAAUACAGGCACCCGUGUGCUCCCAGUGUUCCACGCUAUGAUCAGCCUCCACCUCUACCUCUACCAAUCACUUACCAGCCCCGUCCCCCAGAGCGGAAUCAGCCAGUGCUGGUUCCAGCAAACCCCUACCACACCGCCGAGAUCCCAGACUGGCUGCAGGUCUACGCCAGAGCACCUCUUAAGUAUGACCACAUUCUGAAGUGGGAGCUGUUCCAGCUGAUGGACCUGGACACGUAUCAGGGCAUGCUGAAGCUGCUGUUCAUGAAGGAGCUGGAGCGCAUCGUUAAAUCGUACGAAGCUUAUCGUCAAGCGCUGCUCACCGAACUCGAUAUGCGCAAGCAACGGCAGCAGUGGUACGCUCAGCAGCCAACCAAAAACUUCCCACACAACAUGUGAACAGCAGAAGACACAUCCGGAAACACACACACACACACCUUAAUACGUACACUACCAACCCUUCAUGUGCAUCUGCUGCAUCGUGUCUUAGCAGUGUCCUGCGGUGUCAAGUGUGGCGACAACACCCCCCACCCCCCUACCUUUUCCCUCUCCAAACACACUCAGACUUGCACUCUGACAUAUAACUGAUGCUCAUGGGGUGCUCUCAGACUACAUGGGAAUAAAAGUGAGAGCUGCACACCUCCGAGCAGUGUUUGUAUAGUAAACUUUAUUUUAUUGCCUGAA